ACGAAGAAGUCUUUUCAUUCCAGAGCUACCAACGGUAUCCAGGGUUGAGAUGUCGCACCGUCUCUGCAGACCCUCUCCACUCCAUCUACUACUGCUGUUCAUGAAUGCCCAUUGGGCGUCUGGCUUCAAGGACUGGUACUUCGGCGUCAAGAAGGUCCCCGACUUUCGUAUGAUGGCUGUGAAACCUGCCGGCUCAAUCAAGGACUCUGUGAUUUACACCUGUUCAGCAGCAUCUAAUGAAAGCGAUGUAGAUAUACGAUUCCUUAUCAACUUCCGAAAUCUGACCGACUUCUGCGCACCGACCACCUUUUGUCGAUCGCCACCUCGAGUAGGUCAGCGCACCAGCCACGUUUUGGGCUCUCUAUCUAUCUACGAGGCUCAACUGGAGUUCCGGCCCAGAAGACCCAUGUCUGGCACUGUGUCUUGCGUGUUUUCAACUGCGAAUGGGAAGCAGGCGUCUUUAGCUCAACUUUACGGAUUCUUUUGCGUCUACCGUGAGCUUCCCCCUCCUGAAGGAGACGCGGCGCUUCGCAGGUCUCUCUGUAAUCUUCAGCAAGGUUGCCGCUGGGAAGAAGCACACUGUACUGCCCUCAACCACUUACAUUGCGCUCCAUGCCAAGACGGAAUGGGAUUCGACCCCUACUAUCAUCUUUGCUACGACCCUAGACAAAUUAACCAGUCAUGCGUGUUUAAUCAUCAAUGCCGUCUGUCUGAUAAACGGUCUGUAUGUGUUGACCGACGUUGUCUUUGCAGAAGCAACCACGUAGUGACACCUGAAGGUUGCAAACCGGUGGUACAGUUGGGUUAUCUUUGUGGCCCUGGAACAGUCUGCAAGGAUCAACUUGAGUGCCGAGAUCAUGCUUGCCAUUGCCAGGAGGACGACACGCCAGUAAAUGGGACGUGCAUCCCACUAGGCAAGAUAGACAUCAAGGAUAUGAUGGUGAUUGCAACAUCGACCAUGAUUGUGUUUACGGCAUUUACGUCGAUGUUAUGUCUUCUGCUGCGAGACAAGCAAGAAGAGGACGAUGAUAUGCGUUCCGAACGCUCAAAGUACUCGAUGGGUUCCCUACGAAUGGUUCCGUCCGUUGGACCCAGCUUUUGAAGCUCAAUUUUGUUGUGCUCGCAUUUCUAAUUUUAUUUUGAUAAUUAUACACUAUAUC
This is a messenger RNA of Ornithodoros turicata, 1160 nucleotides long. RefSeq lists its product as uncharacterized. The transcript has a single exon. Bases 50 to 1102 code for a protein of 350 amino acids. NCBI's taxonomy places the organism in Eukaryota, Metazoa, Arthropoda, Arachnida, Ixodida, Argasidae. The record is from RefSeq and is a predicted model, not a curated record.